CGUCUUCCGGUGUGUCAGCGGAAGUUGUCUCUUAGAAUGACGACCUCUGUGUUUUUCUGGUGAUUACCAAGAUGCAGCCAUACAUACAGUUUUGUUUUGUUUUGCUAGGACCUGUUUUGGUUGUCUCUGGAAAGGAAUGUUUCGAAUUACAAACAAAGGAAGAAACUUUUUUCGAGACCGUACCAGUUUUAAAGACUAGAACAAAAGCAGUAAAAAUGGGAAGGCGUUACAAAAUCAAUGUUGAGUACUAUGAAAUGUUUGAAGAGAAAAGAGUACAAAGAAAUGUGACAGUCAAUUCCACAAAGUGUUGCCAAGGUUACCAAAGAGAGGGAGACACGUGUAUAUUGAAACAGGUGUCAUCCAUUUUGAAGCCGGCUGUUUCGGAGGCAAUGAGGGUGUCUUCUAUGGCGGUACCUAUUAUAAUGCUGGUCCUCAUGUUCAUUGUGUCUAUCGCCAUUGUAUACCGACUCUACUCCAAAGAUAAACCUUGCAAAGGAAAAAGCAGAGGCAAAGAUGAUACUAUAAGAUCAGUGGUUGAUAAAAAAGAUGAGUAUUACACUCAGAUAAGAGGUUUGGACACCGGCUGUAGACAGUAUGAUGAUCUGAAUGGUCCAAACAGGGACACGGCGGGGAGUCGGUUGUAUGAGGAAGUGAAAGGGACGUAAUCAGCUACAACUAAUGUGACUUGUAAAUAAACAUUAUAAAAAUAAUUAAACUGCUUCUGAAUGCCACAAAAAAUCAAUUAAAACACAACUAGUCAACAAUUAUCAUUUUAAGGGAUGGUAUCUACUUAAAGUAAUGAUUUCAUUAGAGAAAUGUGUUCAAAACAAGCUUAUAAUACAAGUAAAUAUUUGUUUUACUCAAAGC
Saccostrea cuccullata (small rock oyster) is the source of this 867-nucleotide messenger RNA. RefSeq lists its product as uncharacterized. The record is from RefSeq and is a predicted model, not a curated record. The transcript has 6 exons. The coding region runs from base 72 to 665 and encodes 197 amino acids. Lineage: Eukaryota; Metazoa; Mollusca; Bivalvia; Ostreida; Ostreidae.